AUGGCAGGGUACAAUGAGAUCUUCGUAAACUCUUUAGAUGAAGAUGUUAAGUGUUGUUUCUGCCAUUUACCUCUACGUGAACCCGUUCAAACAAGAUGUGGACACAGAUUGUGCCGUGAGUGUCUCGAGGAAUUAACGCAGUCGACGACAAAGUAAGAAAAACGUGAUGUAUUCAAAGAUACGGGGAAAGCUGAUUUAUUGUGCUUGUAGAUAAGUUAGUAUAUACUGUAUUCUUAAAAAGAUGUACUCCGCUUUCCCCUCUAUUUUGUGGGAAAAAAGUGGAGGAAUGGACAAUAUUUCCAGGUUUCAUAGAGGAUAGUACGGGGUUCAAAAUUGAAAAAAAUUGUUCCUUGACACUUAAUAAAUAAUAUUUAUCAUGUCGUGGGCACGCCUGAUGGGGUCUUGGUUUUCUACUUAAGGUGGGGUUUUGUAGAAAACAAAGACCUUGCUCAAAUUUCUUGAUAAUGGUAUAUCAUAUUCUUUCUUGCUUUUUCUUUGGUUGAGAUUACCUUUUUUCUAGCAAUUUUCACGUGAUUCCCAAAUGUUUUGAUGGGCGGGGUCUUCGUUUGUGAUUAAUCUUCUUUUUUAACCGAAGCUUCGAGUCAAAUUUGUUGGUGGUUGUAGAUCCUGCUGUUCCUUAAUAUACAGUUAACGUGUCUGUACAAUUUGAGUUGGCGACUGUUUCAAGCUAAUUUUCAAGUGAUUUUAAGGAAGUCUUUGUCUGUUGCAGUUAGAUGUGCCUGGCAUUGUUACAGGGGUCCAAGUUGCACACCCCUGCCAAAAAUUUCCUAAAGGCCUCCCCUCAGCUAGCAAGAAAAAUAAAGGCUCUGGUGGCAGGUUUUCCUGGGGUAAUCCCCAUAAAGAUGACAGGGGUGCAUGUUGGACAAUUUUCACAACACCGCUAAAGGUGAUCAUUUUAUGGGCAUGGCUAAAAUAUAUUGAUUCAUUCACCGACACUCAUAAGAGGUACCAAAUUAAAUAAACAACAAAUUAACUGGCACUGACAAAUUGUGGUUGACUAUUUACUUGACUAACAAAUAAAUUCCUUCAUUUUUAUGAUUCAACUCUGUUACCCUUGUAAGGUACUGCAGCAAACCUAAUAGCGACAAAUGUUGACCCUAAAAGGUACAACAAUGAUCCUUGUCAUUUUAGCGGAGAGUAAUCCUUCAGGGCAGGAUCAGUUUAAAUCAAUUCAGAGUUUGUGUAUUGAUCAAUGUUUGCAGGGAUGACAAGUCAAACAAUGAUGAUCUGUUUUCUUUUACUUGCCCAGUGGAUAAUGUGAAGUUGGAUUUUAGCGUGGUAAGUAUUUGUCCAUUAACUAGCACACUAAUAAUAUUGUUUUUCUUGUUCAUGAAAUUAUUUUUACGAUCUUGCCUUUCUGCUUGCCUUUGUUCAUAGGACACCUUCCCUGACAAAGCAACAGAAAGAAAGAUUCUGUCAUUGAUCAUUCAGUGUCCAAAUGGUUCUUGUGAGUGGACAGGACCACUUGGGGAAAAACAAGUAAGACUGUUUAACUUACUCAGUGAUACCCCAGUUUUUCUUCCUUGCACAACAUGAUUAUACUGAUUGGGAAUUUAAGUAAGAGGUAAGAAAUUCUUGCAGACACCUUCCAGACAUUGCUGUGCAGUUAAUUGUUACACCUCCAGUAGUGAUUUCAAUGCGCAUUGGAAAGGAAUACCCAUGUUGUGUUCAUCUGGAUGAUAAAGUACAUGUAAUCUAUAUAAAUGUGCUUUUCUUAAAAUUUCGUCAGAUACAUGACUUAAUGAUCGAUUUAUCUGAGACUGCCAUUGAACCCGAAAACAACAAUAUAUUCAAACAUACAUGCAGUAAUAAGUUUUAAAUCUCCAUGCACUCUUGUACAUGUGGUGGCCCACACAUUCACAAAAAAUGUUUCCGCAUGCUUGCCAAAGUCUCUUUUCCUUUUGUUUGUAUUUUUGAUUACAUGUGCGUGCAAUUUGCAAUCAGACAUUAAGCAUUGUUUUUCAUUGACAGAAACACUUGGAUUGUUGUCUCUUGCUUGUUGUCUCUUGUACAAAUGAGAACUGUAAAGAGACCAUGGUGAGGAAGGAUUUGGAUGAACAUGUGACUGUCACAUGUCAAUGGAGGAUGAUAUACUGUUCAUACUGUAGUGUUUCACUUCCUGAUUGCCAUUUGAAGGUAAAAAGUCACAUUGUGCUUUUAAUAUGUUUUCACCAUAGUCUCAUUUCACAAAGUGAAAAAAUAACAACAAGUAAUAAUAAUACCAAAAAAAAAAAUAGAAACAAGAAAGGAAGGAAAAGAAAUGAACUACUGGUUACAUGUAUAACCAUAAUUGCUGAAUAGAAAUUUGACACAUUGGAAUUUAUACUUGUGAAACAAUGUCACAUGUCAUUGCACUAGUGGCUUUGUUUUUAAUACUUUGCCUUUUUUUCCAAGGAACACAUAAAUAUAUGUUCAAAGUAUCUUGUUGAGUGCCCCAAUACCUGUGGCGUGGAAAUUCAACGGGAAAAGGUAAGGUGUUCAGUGCCUGAUCCAGACCCUCAGAUGGAAGGGGGGGGGGUGCAGGGGGGUGGUCUCUGGGCCUCAGUUUAGUCUAAAAAUAAGGGGCCCCCCCUGGAUCCGCCACUGGGUGUUUCCUUUAAAAAACCUUAAAACUGCUCUUCUUAGUGGACAUGCCACUAGGGAUCCAGAUCAAUUAUGGCAUGUUUAAUAUAUGUUUGACAGUGUACACAGGUGACCCUCGGUUUAUGGAAAAUAUUUAAAAAUCAUUGGAUGUGGUCAAGUUUGAUAUGAAGAAUUAUGCAGAUCGAAUAAUUUGUAUAGCAUGAAAGCAUAAUUCAUUGAUAAUCAUUGUUUUAUUAAUCAUACGAAAUACCUUUAAGCUGAACACGUAUUUCCUAGUAUUUCUCAGCAAUUUCAGGAUAUGAAGGGAUGUUUUAUUCUAGUAGAUAUUCUUUUUAUGGCAGUGGGCGUCUCUAGUUCAGCUGUUUCAUCUCCGCAUGAUAUGUGAAGGUUUUCGCCAUUUUCUUCAGCUCUAGAGUGCUAAAACAACUGGGCCUCUGCGUCGCUCCUUUCCAAGGCGUCUGUGCCUCCCUUUUUCAGUCAAAUAAUUUACUAUGGAGAGAAGUUAUUACAUCACGUUGCCAUGGUAGCAGAAUUUUUGGAUGACAACAAACCAAAACGUCACUUAAAAAGUGGAUUCGCACUGUUUCAAACUUCAUCAAUCUUAUUUAAUUUCAUUUAAUUUGUCAAAUGUUGGCGAAAUACUCUGGGUAAAAUCCGAAAGGACCGUAUGUAAGUUUAGAAAAAGAAAAACAAAAUUUUUUUGUUGUGCUCACCUACUCCAUAAAGCGGGCGCGUGAAAUUAGGAAGUUUCAUGUCGUGGUCGUGCAACAACGGCUAGGAAAUGUACAAAAAAGCGUGAUGCACGUGCAAAGAUGUUUUUUUGCCAAUCUAAACCUAUUAUUUUUUUGCUGUUCGCCGUUGCCGUUGCAAAAACUCCCUAUUGUUGUCAUCCAGAAAUUUUCCUACCAUGGUAACGUGACGUCACACUUCUCCUCUCUAUUGACGUCAGUCGUAAAUGAACAGCAAACGUCUUCCUAAUUUGGUCAUCGCUGGCUGGUUAUGUAGGAUUAGCCGGUGAAUUACUUUCAAUAAAUAGUAAUUUCUUUUUUGACCCUUCUUUAUUGCAACCUUGCUUCAGGAAAUAAAGCAAAACCAAAAGCGGCACAGAGAUUUGCAAAAAAUUUGACAUUUUAAUGGAGGAAUCAUAGACUGAGAAAACACCCAGCGAAUUUUCCAAUGGCACCUCCUGUUUCCCCGCGAAAUAACGUCUGAGUAGCGAGAGCAGAAAUUGCCUACUGAUGACAGGAUUUUGCUUCUAAUUGGCUGAAAAUUUGUUUCAACCAAUCAGAAGCACUACCCAGAUCUGGGUAGUGAUGCGUCAUCAGUGUGGAAUUUCUGCACUUGUUUCUCAGACGUUAUUUGGCGGGGAAACCGGUGGUGGUGUCGCGGAAUGUCGGCAGUUUUCUCCGGCUAGGGGAAUCAUAGCUGUCGUGUUAUUAUUCACUUACUAAGCAAUACUGGCUGCACUGAGAUGUUGUCACUAUGAUUCCGGCACAAGAUCACAAGUUGCCUGGGCAUAGUUGUCUUUCUAAUUUCAAUGUUAAAUUAUCCAACCUUUAUAGAUCCCACAUCACGUUGAAAAUGACUGUCCACUGGAGAUAGUAUCCUGCCCUUAUGCUCAGAUGAGCUGUGAUGUAAAGGUAAAUUCAAACAGUACUGAGUUACUGAUAGAUUGGCCACGAGUAAUUUAGCAAAAAGGAGACGUUUUGCACUAAGAUCUACAUGUAUAGUUUCAAGAAAGAUACUUUCAGUGGAAAUCAAUUGAAAGAUUAGCGAAUGUUUAGGGUAGAAGCGGGGGGGGGGGGCACUCCAUCAAAAACUAUUUUCCAUUCAUUUCGAAGAUGAUAGACUUCAAAUUGUUGCUACUGGAAAUAUUUGUAUAUGUCGCAACUGUUAGUCGUAAGAGUAGUCAUUUUCAGCUCUUCGUUUUUCUUUUCCUUGGUCAAAUCUCGACAAAGCUUAGCUGUACUAAAAAUGGCUUCCAACUUAUUCAGCAAAUGUUCUGCUUAUUUCCACGGCACCGUGUAGUGGUUAUGAUGGGGUCGACAAGCAGAAAUUUUACUGCGCUUUUCACAAACAUGCGAAUUCUGAAGUUCAAAAGCCAACUGACGAUUGCGUUUUUCGCUGCCGUCAAUCAUCUUAACGGACCUCUUAGGAAACAAAACUUUACUUUAACGGGUGCAAAAGGUCAAGGUUUGUGAUUUGUGAUUGGAGGAUUUCGAUCCGUUUUGUGUGUCUCUGUGUUUCAAGGUUCGUUGCUUGUGAUCGUAAUUAUGAUUGACGGCAGCGAAAAACGUAAUUGUGAAGGCGGCUUUUGAACUUUAGAGUUCGCGUGUUUGUGAAAAGCCCAGUAGAAGCGCUUACAAAAUGCAACGGUAAGCUAAAAAGCCAAGACCUGUUACUUACUUUUUACAAACUUUCGACAGGUUGCAAGAAAUCAGGUUGAAUCGCACCUUCAAGCAGCUUCAAGUAACCACCUUGAUUUGGCCCGCAUUAACUUGCUUGGCACCCAAGAGAAGUUCAGAGAGAAAACAAGGAAAAUGGACGAAAGAAUGUCCGAAUUGGAAAAGCAGGUUUAUGACUUGAAGAACACAAACACCUUCCUCCUUGAGGCGGUGGCUUCCCUGGGACUUACUAUAGCUCCUCAACUGUCUUGGAGGAUUUGUAACAUCACUGAAGCCUUAAAACCCCCCACGCCGUACGGAACAGCAGCAUUACAGAGCGAACCUUUCUACUCUUCUGCUAAUGGUUAUAAAUUGAAGGUGUCUCUUUACCCCAGGGGUUCCAAAAGCCGCAAGAGAGGUUAUGUUUCUGUGUACCUGAUUGUUAUGAAAGGGGAAUACGACGAUGCAUUACCGUGGCCUUUCCGUCAUAAAGUAAUUUUUACCCUUAUUGACCAACAAGAAAAUCUAGAGAAAAGGAGGAAUAUUGUCCGUGAGUUAGUCCCUGACAUGAACCGAAAAUGGCAUGCAAGGGCUUGCGCAAAACCAACUGAAGACGAAAAUCCUGAAUUUGGAAUUUUUGAACUUGAGCCAAUAGACACAUUUUUAUAUCAAAAGACUCGAGGCUACCUUCUUGAUGAUUCACUCUUGCUUGAAGUGAGGGUGAUUCCUCAACUUAAUGUUGUUUGA
Porites evermanni is the source of this 5735-nucleotide messenger RNA. The record is from the annotation of a GenBank genome assembly. Lineage: Eukaryota; Metazoa; Cnidaria; Anthozoa; Scleractinia; Poritidae.